UGAAAACGUCAACGUGCGGUGAAAAAAUAACCUCUAAUUCUAAGUUUACGUUUUUUAUUUGUAAUUGCUGAAAAGUUUUCUUCUUGUUUUUCGGUGUUAUUAAAUAAGUAGUCGACAUGUCUGACGCCCACCAUAAGGAAUUGGAAGAAAGGACGAUUAUGGCAGAAAAGGAAGCUAAAGCGAUAGAAGAAGAGUUGGACAAAAUUUCAAAAGGUGAUCUCAGUUACGUGAAUGAUACACGAUUGGAAAAAUUACUGACUGAUAAUGAAAAGCUAAAACAUCGUUUAGCUAUUCUGGAAAAUGCAAUUAAAGUUGAAAGUUCCACGUCUUCAAGUCAGUCUAUUAGUAAACAAGUUCGAAAACGUCCUACCUUGAUAUCCGAUAUCAGCUCUGUAGAAGGUAACAUAUGUAUCCUAGAUGAACUGAAAAAUGUUUUUGAACUUGCAAUUUCAUCUGCAUAUUCUAGUUUAGAAGAUCCACCUAUUGUCAUCACCCUUUCCAGUAACAACCCCAAGUUUGGGGAUUAUCAAUGUAAUUCUGCCAUGCCCAUAUCACAGUUGUUAAAAGCUAAAAAUAUCAAGACAAAUCCAAGGGAAGUGGCUAAUAAUAUUCUAAAUAAAACUCCUUCCUCACCACUUAUUGAAAGAAUAGAAGUAGCAGGCGCAGGUUUUUUGAAUAUUUACUUAAAUAAAUCAUUUAUUGAACACAUUCUAAACUGUAUAUUGCGUUUCGGAGUAAAACCACCCCCAGUGAAGAGAGAGCGAAUAAUAGUUGACUUUUCAUCUCCAAACAUUGCUAAAGAGAUGCAUGUAGGACAUUUAAGAUCAACCAUUAUUGGAGAUAGUAUUUGUCGAACACUUGAAUUUUUGAACCAUGACGUACUUAGAAUCAACCAUCUGGGUGACUGGGGAACUCAGUUUGGUAUGUUAAUUGCUCAUUUGCAAGAUAAAUUCCCAGAUUUCAAAACUCAUUCUCCGCCUAUAUCUGAUUUGCAAGCAUUUUACAAGGAAUCUAAGAAAAGAUUUGAUGAAGAUGAGGUGUUUAAAAAAAGGGCGUACACUUGUGUAGUUCAGUUACAAUCUGGGGACCCUGACUUUAUAGCUGCUUGGAAACUGAUUUGUGAAGUGUCACGGAAGGAGUUUCAGAAAAUUUAUGAUCGUCUAGAGAUUAAAAUCAUUGACAGGGGUGAAUCCUACUACCAGAGUAGGAUGAUGCGUGAUGUGGCAUUUCUCAAAGAAAAUGGUUUCUUAGAAGAGGAUGAAGGCAGAUUAAUCAUGUGGGGCAAUCCUAAUAAUCAUGAUACCAUUCCUUUGACUAUUGUAAAAUCAGAUGGGGGAUUUACUUAUGACACCUCUGACAUGAGUACCAUUAAACAGAGGGUGGAAGAUGAAAAGGGAGAUAGAUUUAUUUAUGUCACAGAUGCAGGGCAGCAUACUCAUUUUGUAGUCAUUGAAGCAUGCGCUAAGAGAGCUGGCAUACUGAAAGAUGGACAAAAGGUGGAACAUGUAGGUUUUGGUGUAGUUUUGGGAGAAGAUAAGAAAAAGUUUAAGACAAGAUCUGGUGACACUGUAAAGCUUAUUGAACUUCUUGAUGAGGGCUUGAAAAGGUCAUUGGACAAAUUAGUCGAGAAAGGUAGAGAUAAAGUACUUACUCCAGAAGAAUUAAAACAAGCCCAGGAGGCUGUAGCAUAUGGCUGCAUUAAAUAUGCAGACCUUUCCCACAAUAGAAUCAAUGAUUAUAUUUUCUCUUUUGAUAAAAUGUUAGAUGACAAGGGCAAUACAGCUGUCUAUCUUUUGUAUGCGUUGACAAGAAUUCGGUCAAUAGCUAGAACUGCUAAAGUUUCUGUUAAAGAGCUGAUAGUAAAAGCUGAAAAAUCGGGCAUGAAAUUCACUCAUGAAGCAGAAUGGAAACUAGGAAAAGUGCUAGUCAGGUUCCCAGAAGUAAUCCUUAAAGUAGCAAAUGAUUUAUAUUUGCAUACAUUAUGCGAAUACUUGUAUGAAAUAUCAACAGCAUUCACAGAAUUUUACGACAAAUGCUAUUGUGUAGAGAAAAAUAAGGAAGGUGAGAUAGUUAAUAUUAUUUAUGAAAGAUUGAUGCUAUGUGAAGCGACUGCUUGUAUAAUGGAAAAGUGCUUUGAUAUAUUGGGAAUCAAAACAGUAUCUAAAAUGUAAUCCUAAACAAUUUGCCAAUGUUAAUACUACCAUUUUAUUUUUAAGCAUAUCACAAUAUUAAUUUAUGAUCAUACUUACAAGUAUGCUUUAUUUACUUUGUAACAUUUCUAAAGAAAUAAAUAAUAAAAGUGUUCUGUA
Molecule: messenger RNA, 2309 nt
Organism: Chilo suppressalis (striped riceborer)
Lineage: Eukaryota; Metazoa; Arthropoda; Insecta; Lepidoptera; Crambidae
Source: the annotation of a GenBank genome assembly